Camellia sinensis is the source of this 840-nucleotide messenger RNA. NCBI's taxonomy places the organism in Eukaryota, Viridiplantae, Streptophyta, Magnoliopsida, Ericales, Theaceae. The record is from RefSeq and is a predicted model, not a curated record.
UGUGAGCUUCUUGCCGUUUACUUGCUGGAAUUGGAAUUGGCAUCUCAUCUGCUAUUGUGCCACUUUACAUAUCUGAGAUCUCACCAACUGAAAUUCGUGGCACACUUGGAUCUGUCAACCAACUGUUUAUCUGUAUUGGGAUUCUUGCAGCAUUGGUGGCUGGGUUGCCCUUAGCAGGAAACCCUUUAUGGUGGAGGUCAAGGUUUGGUAUUGCAAUGAUACCCUCUGUUCUAUUGGCAUUGGGAAUGGCAUUUUCUCCAGAAAACCCUCGGUGGCUUUAUCAGCAAGGAAAAAUUUCUCAAGCUGAAAUGUCUAUAAAAACUCUAUUUGGAAAAGAAAAAGUUGUUGAGGUUAUGAAUGACUUAAGUGCAGCUAGUCAAGGUUCUUCAGAACCAGAAGCUGGUUGGUUUGAUCUUUUUAGUAGCCGCUAUUGGAAAGUUGUCAGUGUUGGUGCAGCACUUUUCUUGUUUCAACAGUUGACUGGAAUAAAUGCUGUUGUAUAUUAUUCUACGUCUGUAUUUCGCAGUGUUGGAAUCGCAUCUGAUGUUGCAGCCAGUGCUCUCGUUGGGGCAUCAAAUGUUUUUGGUACAACAAUAGCAUCCUCUUUGAUGGACAAACAAGGAAGAGUCUUUUAAUGACAAGCUUUGCUGGAAUGGCAGCUUCAAUGCUAUUGCUUUCCUUGUCACUCACUUGGUCGGUCAGUGUGUGAGAAGUAAAAACAGAGAGCAAUGAGUCAAGCCUGAAGAAGUGUCAGACAGUAACCUGCACAGUUUCUAUUUCAGCACAGAAAGCAAAGUCUCUCUCUCUUCCUUUUAAUUAAGUGUUUAAACACCCUACACA